AUGGAGGACGCUGAGGAUGGCAUCGCUGUUGUGGGGAUAGGAUGCAAUUUUCCAGGGGGAGAAGGUCUUGAUAAUUUUUGGGAUGUUCUGGUGAAUGGGAGGAACUGUUCUGUGCCAAUUCCCAAGGAAAGGUUUGACCUGGCCAGCUGGUAUGAUCCCGAUGACAAUAAAGCGGGUAAAUCCCGCACAGCCAAGGCUGCUGUCAUUGAAGGAUUCAAUGAGUUCGACCACAAGUUCUUUGGCAUCAGUGACAGCGAAGUGGAACAAAUGGACCCUCAAAAAAAGCAACUUCUUCAGUGUGUGUACCGGGCUUUAGAGAAUGCUGGAAUCCCUAUGGAGAAGGCCAGUGGGACAAGGACAGGAGUGUUCUUUGGCCUGAUGAACAGAGAUUAUGAGCAAUCUGCUGCACAUGUGCACCCAAAUGUUAUCAACCACUGGACUGGCACAGGACUAGCCAUGAGUAUAGCAGCAAACCGAGUCUCCUACAUCUUCAACUUCACUGGUCCCUCAAUGUCUAUAGACUGUGCCUGCUCAUCAUCACUUGUGGCUCUUCAUCUUGCUUGCCAAGCCAUUAAACAGGGAGACUGUGAGAUGGCGCUCUGUGGAGGUGUCAGCUGUAUCAUAGAGCCAAGAGUGUUUGUUGCUCUCAGCAAGGCGAAGAUGAUUUCACCUGAAGGAACCAGCAAGCCUUUCUCCAGCAGAGCAGACGGCUAUGGCAGAGGAGAGGGCUGCGGGGUAGUUCUGCUGAAACCACUGAAAAAGGCUAUACACGACCGUGACCAUGUAUGGGGAAUUGUCAGCAAAACUGCAGUCAACCAAGAUGGUCACACAGUCUCUCCAAUCACCAAGCCCUCCAUGGUUCAACAAGAGGAGCUCCUGCGCAGCAUCUACUCGAAGUCUGAUCUUUCAAAUGUCCAGUACAUAGAGGCGCAUGGGACUGGAACCCCAGUUGGAGACCCAACAGAGGCAGCAAGCAUCUCCAACGUCAUUGCUAAAGCCAGACCUCCAGGUUCAGAGACACUCCGUAUUGGGUCUGUGAAAAGCAACAUUGGACACACAGAAUCUGCAGCUGGAGUGGCAGGGCUCAUUAAGGUACUCUUAAUGAUGAAGCACGAAACCAUUGUCCCCUCUGUUUUCUAUUCUGAUGACAGCGCCAGUGUAGAUGCCAAAACCCUAAAUAUAAAAGUCCCGACCAAACCAGAGAAGUGGCAAGCCUCUACUGACAGAAUAGCUGGAGUGAACAACUUUGGCUUUGGGGGAACAAAUGCACAUGCCAUUGUCAAACAGCAUAAACAGCCUUACCUUCUGCAAAAGAGUAAAAGGAAAGAUAGGAAGUGUUUUGUCUUGUCUGCAAAUUCACCAAAAUCUCUCACUUUGAUGAUGGAAGAUACCAUUAAACAGCUAGACGUAAACAGCAAAGUUGAUGUAGAUGCUCUGGUGUACACAUCAGCUUGCAGGAGGAGUCAUCUAAAACACAAAUACAGAAAGGCCAUCAUGAUUUCAUCUGCAAUUGAUCUUAAAGAACAGUUGAAAUCUGCCCUGAGUAAGAAACUUGUCCCCUCCCACUCAGACCCAAGAUUAGUGUUUUUCUUCUGUGGGAAUGGUGUCACGUACCAUGGUAUGUGUAAACAGCUAUUAAAACACGAGGCUGUAUUCAGAGAUAAGAUCAAAGAGAUUGGAGAACUUUUCCAAAGGUUGAGCAAACUGAACAUCUUGGACACACUGGAGAGUGAGACUGAAAGUAGUGACUUUACAAAACCAGAUGUUGUCCAGCCCCUCCUCUUUGCCAUUCAGGUUGGUAUUGCCACGCUCCUCAAGCACUGGGGCGUCAAGCCAGGUGCGAUACUUGGGCACUCUGUUGGAGAGGUUGCAGCCGCCCAUUGCUCUGGUCUUUUGUCUCUUGAGGAUGCAGUAAAAGUAAUCUACAACCGCAGUACUCUUCAGAGCAAGGUCACAGGAGGGAAGAUGCUUGUGAUCAGCAACAUGGCUGUGUCAGAGGUUGUUGAUCUUCUCCCUCGUUACUCUGAUAUGGUUUGUAUUGCUGCUUUCAACAGCCCCCAGUCCUGCACCCUCUCAGGAGAUGUUGAUGCAAUAAAAAGUCUGCAUGAAAAGCUCAGCACUUCAACCAAGGGACAGAAUCUGUUCCUUCGCAUACUGGAUGUCCCUGCUGCUUACCACAGCCACAUGAUGGACCCAAUUAUGUCUGAAACACGGGAGAAUAUUGGCUUCUUGCAGAGGAAUGUCCUUGAGGCUGAGUUGUUUUCUACAGUGACAGGCAAGGAGGUAGAACAGCCUGAUUUUUGCACAGGAGACUACUGGGCCAGAAACAUUCGUGAACCGGUAUCUUUUGAGCAGGCAGUGAGGUCAGCAGCUAAAGGGAAGAAAAAUGUUGUUUUUGUGGAGAUAGGACCAAGAAGGGCCCUCCAAAGGAACAUCAUGGAAACUCUGGGAAAUGACAUACCUGUUCUUGCCUCAGUGCACCCAGAGAAAGAUCACGAAACAGCAUUGGCCAUUGUGUCUAAGCUGUUUGAGCUAGGGGUUCAGGUGGAUUGGAACUGCUUCUACAAAGGAUUUGAGACAAUGUCCUUGCCCGUCCCAAGAUACCAGUUUGAUUGCUCUGAGAGAAAUGUUAUCAUUGGGGCAGCACAGAAAAGCACAGCAGGUAAUCAUCCUGUGCUCUGUCAGACUGACAGUGAAACCAACGUUUUCAGCUGUGAUUUGUUGUCUGAUUGUUCAUCAUAUCUUACACAGCAUAAACACAAUGGUACACCAAUUAUCCCUGGAGCCUUCUAUGCUGAGUUGGGUUUAGCCGCAUUCAUGGCUCGUGCCAAACCAAAGGUACCUCUCAGUUCACUUCAGCUCAGUCCAUUUGUCCAUUUUUUGACCCAGAACGCCCCUGAAAUGAAAGUAAAACUAGAGCAAGCAGGGAAUGAGACUACUUUCAAAGUGUUUUCCCCAUCAGCAGUCUAUGCAUCAGGCACAGUCGUUUCCAAGAGGGAGAGACUAAUAGAGGAACAAAGUAUUUCGUUAAGCUCCAUCUACAAAAGAUGCCAAUCUGUAGUGAGCUCUGAGGAGUUCUAUGAAUUUCUGUCUCAAGGUGGCUUUCAGUAUGGGACUGUUUUCACAAAUAAGGGGGAUGUACACUAUGGGGAAGAACUAAUGGAGGCUUUUUCAGCUGUCAGUGUUCCAGAAGAAUUACUUGAGCUUAAGAAUGUGCUAAUCAAGUACCUUGCUCCAGCAUUUCCAGGAACCUGGGUCCACAAUACCAUCUCCGUCUCUGGGGGCACCAUAACUGGCUGUUGCUUGGUCAACCGGGCUGUGAUGGGCUGGUCCUCUGUAGGGCCCACCACCAUUACCCUCUGGCAGCAGGCAAAUGCUCUGGGACCCAGUGUCCAGGAGACAGGGGAUGGUUUUUCCUCCAGCUUGGCCGGACCUGGGAGUUUAAAGGCUGCUGGGCCUGCUCCCGCUGUGGGCAAUCCCGGCGGAUAUGCCCUGGUUGUCCACACUGCAAGCAAAUGGGGCGCCCCUGCUCAUCCCAGCGAGGGUGUGCAAAUGGCCGUCGGGGGCGACCAGAAGAACUAUGAACUUGCACAACACUGUCACAUACAGACCAUAAACGUGACAACUGUUUUGCAAAAGGGAUCCCUGAUUGCACAGAGGCCAUACAUUCAUGACUGGCUCAAGUCCUUGGACUUGAACAGGAAUUUUGCUCUUGAGAGUUUUACCUUUCAGAAUGUGGAAUCUGAAAACAACAACACCGUUGCUUUAAGCAGAUCAGAUUCAUACUUCAGCUCAAAGAAACUGCCAGUUGUGGCGCUGGAAAGAGAUGUUGAGGGCAAAUUAUCUGACAUUCCACUGAUGCCAAGAAAAAAACAGCUUUUUCAAAAGAGAGCUGUGUACAUUGUGACAGGUGGUCUUUCUGGGCUGGGCUUUGAAACAGUAAAGUUCAUUUCUCAAAGAGGAGGGGGGUAUGUUGUCAUACUCUCCAGAAGCAGACCUACACCAGAUGUGCAAAAAAAGAUAGACAAUGUGGUUAAACAGUGUGGGACAUGCAUCACUAGCAUGGAGUGUGAUGUCUCUGUGUCUGAGCUUGUGUGCCAGACCAUCAGUGCCAUUGGCUAGAAAUUCCCUGGUUGUCCUAUCAGAGGAGUGUUUCACAGUGCAGUCGUCUUGAAUGACGGGCUGAUUGAGACCCUUGACAAAUCUUUCUUUGAGAAAGUUCUCAAACCUAAGGUGAACGGUGCUCUGAAUCUGCAUCAUUCAACACAGCACUGUCAGUUAGACUACUUUGUGUGCUACUCUUCCAUCUCUGCUUUUCUGGGAAAUGCAUCACAGACAAACUAUGCUGCGGCCAACACAUUCCUUGACACAUUCUGUCAGUAUCGACGCAAACUUGGGCUCCCUGGACAGUCUAUCAAUUGGGGAGCUCUGAACCUCGGCCUCCUCUUGGAAAAUAAACAUCUCCAAAGGUUUCUGGAGGCAAAAGGGAUGAUGGUGUUGAAUGUGGCCGAAAUUCAUAAAAGUUUGGAACAGUGCCUUUUGAUCAACAGACCACAACAGGCUGUGUGCAGGUUUCAUUUCAAAAACAUCAGAUACAACAUCAUCUCUCAAAAUGCUGCCUUGACCAUACGUCUGUCCCCAUUAGUAGAGGAGUUUUUCCAAAAAUCAAAUGAGAUGAAUUCACAAAUCAAAGAAACAGAGUCAACCAUUGGUACUGACAAGAGUGAGCUUCAUGACGAAUUGCCUCUUUCAUCCUUAGGCAUUGACUCAAUGCAGGCCAUGACUCUGCAGAAUCUCAUCUUUCAAGAGAGAGGUGUGAUUGUGCUUUUGGUGAAAUUGUUGGAUCCCAAUGCCACGCUAUCAACACUGAUAGCAAUGCUAAGUGAGGAAGCUACGAGCGUAAUCUCCAGGCAGUCCAUUCUAAUUGAAGACAUUGCUGUUUCAACAAGAUUGUAAAACUGUUAAACACAGUUACACAUAUGUAAUUUCCAGUUUAACCACCAUAAUAUUCCAGCUCUGGACUAAUUGAGAUUUUUUUUUUCAAGUGAGUUCAAUAACAGGCUUGA
This is a messenger RNA of Myripristis murdjan (pinecone soldierfish), 5066 nucleotides long. RefSeq names its product highly reducing polyketide synthase PKS6-like. Gene Ontology annotation, biological process: fatty acid biosynthetic process. The record is from RefSeq and is a predicted model, not a curated record. NCBI's taxonomy places the organism in Eukaryota, Metazoa, Chordata, Actinopteri, Holocentriformes, Holocentridae. Gene Ontology annotation, molecular function: 3-oxoacyl-[acyl-carrier-protein] synthase activity.